Calidris pugnax (ruff) is the source of this 5278-nucleotide messenger RNA. RefSeq names its product polypeptide N-acetylgalactosaminyltransferase 16 (gene GALNT16). Bases 16 to 1539 code for a protein of 507 amino acids. The record is from RefSeq and is a predicted model, not a curated record. The transcript has 15 exons. Lineage: Eukaryota; Metazoa; Chordata; Aves; Charadriiformes; Scolopacidae. Gene Ontology annotation, cellular component: Golgi apparatus.
AUUCCAGACUGUGUAAUGCAGAGUUACAAGAUGACAAGGGCUCCCCAAGGAGAGAAGAACAGCCGGAAGGGUUUUGAUGAAAAGGCUUACUUGUCCUCCAAGCUGCUGAAGGCCGGAGAAGACCCCUACCGCCAGCAUGCUUUUAAUCAGCUAGAGAGCGACAAACUCAGCAGCGAUCGGCCCAUUCGGGACACCAGGCACUACAGGUGCACUUCUGUACGCUAUGACACGGACUUGCCAGCCACCAGCCUCAUCAUCACCUUCCACAACGAGGCGCGCUCCACCCUGCUCCGCACGGUGAAGAGUGUCUUGAACCGCACCCCUCCCAACCUCAUCCAGGAGAUCAUUUUGGUAGAUGACUUCAGCUCAGAUCCUGAGGACUGCCAACUCCUUACGAAGAUCCCGAAAGUUAAGUGUCUACGAAACACCCGGCGGGAAGGGCUGAUUCGCUCUCGGGUGCGAGGCGCAGAAGUGGCUACUGCUGACAUCCUCACCUUCUUGGACAGUCACUGUGAAGUCAACAGUGAGUGGCUGCAGCCAAUGCUUCAGAGAGUGAAAGAGGAUUAUACCCGAGUGGUGAGUCCAAUCAUUGAUGUUAUCAGCCUGGAUAAUUUUGCCUAUCUGGCAGCAUCAGCAGAUCUGAGGGGAGGGUUUGACUGGAGCCUUCACUUUAAGUGGGAACAGAUUCCUAUAGAGCAGAAGAUGUCCAGAACAGACCCAACUCAGUCUAUAAGAACCCCUGUCAUAGCAGGAGGCAUCUUUGUGAUCGACAAGUCCUGGUUUAACCACCUGGGAAAAUACGAUACUCAAAUGGACAUCUGGGGAGGAGAAAACUUUGAGCUCUCUUUCCGAGUGUGGAUGUGUGGUGGCAGCUUGGAGAUUGUUCCCUGCAGUCGAGUGGGACAUGUGUUCAGGAAGCGCCAUCCGUACGACUUCCCUGAGGGCAACGCACUGACAUACAUCAAGAACACCAAGCGCACAGCGGAGGUGUGGAUGGAUGAAUACAAGCAGUACUACUAUGAGGCCCGGCCAUCUGCCAUUGGGAAGUCAUUUGGAAGUGUUGCAGACCGAGUGGAGCAGCGGCGCAAACUGAACUGUAAAUCCUUCCAGUGGUAUCUGGAGAACGUCUACCCCGAGCUCAAGGUUCCUGAAAAGGAGCUGAUUCCAGGAAUAAUUAAACAAGGAGGAAGCUGCCUGGAAUCUUGGGCACAGGAUACCACAGGGAAUACAUUGGCUGGCAUGGGAAUCUGUAAAGGAACAGUCAACAAUCCACCUGUCACUCAGGAGUGGGUGUUCAGUGACCCUUUAAUUAGACAGCAGGACAAGUGUCUUUCCAUUGCCUCCUUCUCUACUGGCUCUCAAAUCACACUGGAAGCCUGCAAUCAGAAAGAUGGCAGACAGAAGUGGAAGAUGAAAGGCAGUUUCAUUCAGCACUUUGUCAGCGGUCUCUGCCUGGAAAACCAGAGUGGGAGAGUGGUGACCAACCCUUGCCAAGCAGAUGCACCUGGCCAACAGUGGGAGCUGCUACAAGCAACAUGAUGGUAGCAAAGAGAUCUCCUUGUCUCUUUGUGCAUGAGACUUUGGGAACAGAAGGGGAUUGGGAAGGGAGGAAUGGUUUUGUAUGUCUGACCCUAAAUGUGUUCAUUGUGCCCAUCUGCAAGCCACCAUUUCAGCUGAGCACUUGGUGUUUUUGAGCUUUUCAGAAAAGAAGCUGGGGGUGAGAGAGGGAUGAGGAGAAUUGUUGAAAUUUUCCCAUCUGUUCUAAGUUCUCCUUUGUAGCUGAUGUCUGUGCACAGCUGCACCCAGAAAGGGGGGAGGACCCAGCCCAAUACGCGGAGUGACCAGAACUGCCUUGCAGCUCUCCCCAUCCAUUCCUUGCUCCGCAUCCAGAUUCCAUGACCUCCAGUCCAACAGCUUAAACAGUGCUUAUACAAACAUUGGUAGCUCUUUGGCUUCCCUGACUUUUCAGUCUAACAUCAUGCAUCAUUUAUGCAUGCAUGUCUGUCAGUGAGAACUGGCCAGAAGAAGAGUCAUCAUGAGGAGUGGAGGGGCUGGGAAGGAACUAGCAGACCCAGGGGCAUGUUUUUAACCUCUUUGUGGUGGGCCUGUUCCUUCUUCUGCCCGCAGUAGCUGCUCUACAGCCAAACAUGCUGAGGUUGGGAAACGAGGCACAAUGCUGACGAGAGCUGGAAACGGGACAAUCUGUUUCACCAGCAUAACCAGGGAUUGUCUUGGGAACUAUUCCCUCUUAGAAUCAUAGAAUCAUAGAAUGGUUAGAGUUGGAAGGGACAUUAAAGGUCAUCAGGUUCCAACCCCCCUGCCAUGGGCAGGGACACCUCCCACUAGACCAGGUUGCUCAAAGCCCCAUCCAGCCUGGCCUUGAACACCUCCAGGGAUGGGGCAGCCACAACUUCCCUGGGCAACCUGUUCCAGUGCUUCACCACCCUCACAGGAAAGAAAUGAACUCUUGAAUUCUUGCUUCCAUUUUUUUACGGGUGGAAGGCCAGCCCUGCCUCCAUGAGUGAUCCAAGCCCGCAGGCAGCACCUGGGUUCAGGGUACCACGCUCCUGCGGAGCUGGUCAAGGACACUUUGGGAUGGCAGAGAAGCUGGUCCUGUUCUCUGGCUGCUCUUCCUGGUGCUACCCAAUGCUGCUCACUGCUCCCCACACCGAAGGGGAUGCGCUGCACUUGGGUCAGGCCUGUGCCAGGAGCCCACCCAGUCCCCUGCUGUGAGAAGCAGAAGGGGACAACCCCUAGCUCAUCGCAGGCUUCCAGCUGCUGGCUGAGCAGGAGCACAGCCCUCUCUCUGGCUCUCCAGCUCCACAUGGCCCUUAUGAACACAGCCCACCAUGACAGGCCACCCAGUCCCUCUGUCUAGGUGUUUUCCCCCCUCUCUCAGAAAGAGGAGGUGAAAAGGUGUGGGGCUGCUCCAUUUGUGACGCCCAGCUCUCGUCCCAGUUGGGCACCUUGGAGAGGUUGGUUGGUGAAGCUGAAACUGCCCCCUGCACAAAUGCUUCCCUUCUCCAAGAAAAUCCCCACAACAUUACCUUCUCCUGCUAGAUCUGUUAAAUUUUCCUCUUGGAGCUAGGUUUUGUAAACCAGCCCUCCUCUCCAGGGGCCUGGCAGGGGAACCAGAUGGUGGGGACACUUCAGUAGGCAAUUGCUUGCUUGGAUCCUUUCUGAUCUGGUGUAAAAGAAACAUGAUGUUCAUUUGGAUUCUGAACAGCUGGCUGCUUUUGAUCAUGCUUUUGUAUCCCUUUUUAAUACUUUCUCCUACCUUGGUAUUAGCCCAAACCAUUGACAAAAGAACAGAUAACUGUUCUUCAUGUGUUGCAUGUGCUCAAAAGUGCUUGUGUGAUGACUGGACGAUUUGUUUUAUGUUCUUGGAUCUUUUAUUUAAAAAAAUAAACCAGCCAGGCGGCAGGAGCUCUUUUCCUGUUUUCCCCUUCCCUUUGACUUCAGCUCACCGUCCCAUCACUGAUAAACUAGAUGAACGACCUGCCUGCACUGUGAAAACUCAAGAGGCAGUUCCCUUUGGUGCCAAGCUUACAGCAUGGUGCAGCCAUGCUUCUGUGUGGGAAUGGGGGGCACUGACUCUGCAGAGAUUUCUCUUUCCCGUUGUAGAGAUGCUUUGGGCCUGAACCACCGAGGCCAGGAAAGAGCAGAGAAGGAAAUAAUAUAGCCUAGGAACAGAGAGAGGGCAGGACAGGCAGACCUGUCAGGGGGGAGAGAUGCCAUCCUACUAGCAAUUGGUUUUUUUAAACAAGAAUAUGUAGGAGAUGCUACUUCCAGAACAUCACUGUCAGGCAGUAGGGGACGGGAACGGUCAAGUUCUCACAUACCUGGCUUGAAAAAAGUUGAUGCAAAGACAGACGAAAGGCCAUUGAGCAGGUACUGUACGUAAGCCCUGUAUACAAUAAGGUGCUAAAGGAUUACAUCUUUUCAUCAAAAUGCAUCCUAAGUGGACCAUCUGAGCUUCCCCCAUUUCACUCUCCAGCAGCUUGAGGGUUGCAGCUAACAGCAUGUUCACUCCUCCAGCAGGUACUGCUUCCUUCCUUCUUGCUCCCACUGUGUGUGUGCAGCUUUCUUGCAGUUCCUUCUUCAUAACCGUACUGGGACUAGGACCCAGCUCCUCUACAGACAAUUCUCCUGACUGCUGCAGACCACAGGAGCCCUGCUUACAGCCUCCAAGCUUUGGGCCAGCCCUGGUUCAAAGGGCUCUUGUCAGCUCGCUGGCUGCUGCCCUUGACUUUGUGCUUGGCUCCAAUGCUGGAGGUCACUGACUGCUCCUGGAGCAGAGGUACCUGGACUAGCUGUGUUGAUUUGUGCCUCUUUUCCUGCUGCUCACCACCUGGCAGAGUGUGAACUGGUGUCCAUGUGGGGCUGGGAGCUGAGGCAGCUUGAAGCUUGGACACUCUUCUUCAGGUGCCCCAGCCUGGGGGAGAAAAGGGAAAAGGUGGGCAUAUGCUAGAUGUCAAUAAUUUAUCCCUGGAGUUAGGGACUACCAGAGCCCUAAAGCUACGUGGUUUUGGCUCUGUUCUCCUGAGGUCACCCCUCCACUUGUCACACUUGACUGUCAGCUAAAGCACCCUCCUGUUGGUCCAAUGCAGAUCUCCUCCGACAUCAUCUGCUGGAAGCCAUGGGUUUCCAAUGGCUUUUAGCAAUCGCUGAAAAGGGGGGGUGCAUUACAAAAGGCUGCUUUCAAGUGUAGGCAAACUAAACUUCUCCUCAGAAUAAACAAAGUCUUGCCCAAACUCAUCAGUAGUAUACUUUCCAUUUUCCUUGCACUGAAGGGAAGGAGGAAUUAUGUUCUCUGUGCUUUUUUCCCCCAGGGUCCAUGCAGUGCCAUGUUUUGGAACAGGUCUCCAGUGAGGUUUUUGAAAGCAAACUGAGCCCUCAAAUUUGGCCUGGUGAUUUCUUCCUUUAACAGUCAGAACAAGCAGCUGCUCGCCCUUGUUUUCCUGUUUACUUUAAGCAGCCCCCCAGACUGUCAAUGCAGAACAUUUGCAUUGGUAAUACCUUUUAAGAAAGCUGUUAUUGUAUCAGAUCAUCCAAUGUAAUUUUGUGUGCUGUGAACCAAUUGGGGGUUUAUUUAAGAGGAGCUGAAACUACUGUUGUACAGAAAUCAAUUUCAAAACGUUUAUUUUCCCCACCCACUUGCAAGUUGCACUUUGCCAGAUGUAAUUUAUGUGGAGCCCAGAUUUGUUUUCCCUUUUCUUGAAGAAAGCAUGUGCCAGAAUCUGUUUAAUGCCUGGAAUAAAAACCACUUUGAAACAAG